This is a messenger RNA of Anoplophora glabripennis (Asian longhorned beetle), 1086 nucleotides long. RefSeq names its product putative nuclease HARBI1. The transcript has a single exon. The coding region runs from base 1 to 1086 and encodes 361 amino acids. The record is from RefSeq and is a predicted model, not a curated record. NCBI's taxonomy places the organism in Eukaryota, Metazoa, Arthropoda, Insecta, Coleoptera, Cerambycidae.
AUGGGAGAUUUUGACGUCGAAUUAUUGUAUUUGGAAUUAUUAGAGAACGAGGUCCAAAUUAAUGGCAACAUAAGGAAAAAUAUUUUUGAAGAACUGGACGAUGGAAAAUUUCUAGAAAGAUAUCGCCUGUCCAAAAAAGUAGUAAUAAAAGUUUUAGAAGAAAUUGAGCCUGCAUUAGAAUAUGCAACAGAUAGAAACUUUCCAUUGACUCCUAUCCAACAAUUGUUGAUAGCUCUGAGGUUUUAUGCUACCGGAUCGUUCCAAACAGUUAUGGGUGAUGUACAUGGAAUUUCAAAGGCAACUGUGUGCCGUUGUGUCAAAAAAGUUUCAGAAGCAAUAGCUUCCUUACGAGAAUCUUAUAUAGAGUUUCCACAAAAUGAAGAAUUGGGAACUGUCGCAAAAAAAUUUUUUGAAUUAGGACGAUUUCCUGGAGUUAUUGGAGCUUUGGAUUGUACCCACAUACCAAUACUAUCACCUGGAGGUAAUAUGGGUGAAAUAUUUAGAAACAGAAAAGGUUACUUUUCAAUAAAUGUACAAGCAGUAUGUGAUGCCAAUUUGUUAAUCCGAAACAUAGUAGUGCGAUGGCCAGGAUCAGUACAUGACAGUACAAUUUUUAACAAUAGUCAUUUGAGUCUCCUAUUUGAAAAUGAGGGAAUACCAAGAGGAUUCAUUUUGCUUGGUGACAAUGGCUACCCUCUGCGGCCAUUUCUUAUGACUCCACUGUUAAACCCUGAAACACAGGCUGACCAAAGAUAUAACAAUUCCCACAAAGCAACAAGGAAUUGCAUAGAAAGGACUUUUGGAAUUUUAAAAAGAAGGUUUCCUGCUUUAUCAUUAGGACUAAGAACAAAAAUUAAUACAUCGUUAACCAUUAUAGUUGCUAUAGUAGUGUUACACAAUAUUGCUCGACUAACAAAAGAUGAAGACCCUCCAGAAGAUGCCGAUUUACAUAAUAGUUUGCAGGAACGAAGACUAAGUGAACCAAAUUACUUACUUUAUCAAAAUGUUCCAGUUGCACCAAUAUUAGAUGCAAAUAGUCCUGGUACAGCAAUAAGAAAUGCAUUAAUAAAUAAUCAUUUUACUUAA